AACACUGCCUACCAAAAAAAUCACCAAAAAAUUUCGUCAAUCAUGCUAAAUGUUAUUUUCUAAUUUUUAACCUAACUAUAAUUUAAUUAAAUCAAGUUCCAAACGAAACUAUUGUGAUAAUUUAAAGUAAUGAAAAGAGUUUAACUCUGAAAAAUAUUCAACAAUGUCUACUUAUAGAAUAGUGGCGGUGUCUAGGUUAAUUUUACAGAGCAAUCGUUACUGCGCUGCUUUUGGUGGGAGCCUUAACCAAUUUCAGCAAGUAAACAACUUUAAAUAUAACAUAUUCCACACAAUUCAACGCACAAAGCAUACACAAACAAUAAAAAAAGAAAGAGAGAAGCUAAGAACUUACUUAACAAAAAGAUACAUUGACUAUGUAAAAAAUUACACUCGAGUAUUUGAGAAGAGAUUCCCAUCUGCCAUGCGAAUGUAUAGAAUCUUCAGUAUAGGCAUAAAAGAUUUUUUAAAGGACUUGAAAACCUUUAUUACUUUGAGGAUCAAAAUCACAAAAACCGGUGGCUUCUCAAAUUUGUCACGGCAAGAUAUUGAGCUUUACCAAAAAAUGCCUUCAGACAUGUGGAGGAUUGCUCCUGUUUUGAUAUUGUCUGCAGUUCCAUUUGGAAACUAUGUGAUAUUUCCAUUAGCGUUUUUAAAGCCAAAGAAAUUAUUAUGUUCACAUUUUUGGUCUAUACAACAAAGGGCUGAAUUCUCAACUGAAGAUCUGAAAGAUCGCCUUAAGUAUAACAAGCCAGUAUUUCGUGCUCUUCAAGCUAAAGCUGAUCUCAUUCUGCCAGGAGAAACGAAGGAACAUUGGGAAAGGAUUCUUGCAUUGCUGGGAUCUGGUGUCCAUCCCACUGCUGAAGAAGUUCUAAGAUGUAAAGAUUUGUUUAGAAAAGAACCAUACAGUCUUCCGAACCUAUCAUAUGCACACAUGGGCUAUUUACUCAAGAUGUAUGGACUACGACGAAGUUUAUUAAGAAGGAAAAAAUUAAAAUACAGAGCAUUGUUAUUAUUCGAAAUGGAUAAAGCGAUUGUGAGAGAGGGUGGUGUAGAAAGUUUAAGUACGGAUUCUUUACGAAAUGCAUGUCAAAUCCGAGGAUUAAAUAGUAGUCAUUUAAGCAACCAAGACAUGAGAGAUUGGCUUCAACAGUGGCUCCAUGUAUCACAGUAUAUAGAUUCAAGUACAUAUUCAUUGUUACUUCACUGUCCAAUAUUUUUUGCAUAUAAUCAUCCACAAAAUUGGGUCCUUAUUUAUUAGUUUUCAUAACUUAAAUAAAAAUUAUCAUAAUUGAUUGUUUUGGCUUAGCUCAUCAUUGUGCUUUAUUUGCAAAAUUACACGUUACGUUUGCACUUCUGUUUAUAUGUUUACGUUAAAUGUUAUAAUAAUAUAAUAUUGUUUGAUUGCUUUGAGCGUCGCAACCAAGAUCUUGCAUUAUAAGAUGCAGACCUAUUAUACAUAUUUCUCUCUUAAGUAAUUACUAUCUGUCCAAGUUAAUGUGAUAAUAAUUUGCAAUCUAAUUUGAUGUUAUUAUAAUUAUUUCUGUGUAAAAGUAUUUUAUUUUUACUAAAUAAUUUAUUUUUUUAGUUUUAAUUUAGAUUUAAAGUAUGUAUUGUACCUACUUAAUCAUUAUGAUCUGAAAUUUUUAUGCCUGUAUUCAACUUAAUGCUACUCUCUUUUUGUUCAUUUCUUGAUUUAUUUUCUGGUCUUAAAAUCUAUCCCUCCAUUGUAACUUGUAUGUGAGACUAGGCUGCUUUAUUAGUAUUUCUAGAGAUUUUGAUAACAUAAAGUAAAAGGGGUAGUUGGCAAAGAAUAGACAAUGACUAACAGAUAUACCUGCAUGUAUUUGUUUUUUUUUAAAUCUUGUUCACUUCUCAUUGUAACGAAUAUUUAACAGUAGUAAAUGUUUCUUAUUCGCACAUGAAAAAGUUAAUUAUAUCACUAUUACUAAUACGUGGCACGUCUUACUGCAGGACUUGGGUGUUUUGUUUAAGAUCUACAGUCUAUCGACACUAUCUAAUAGAUGGUUUCUGAACACAAUUUUCUUUCACAGGACUUUCUGGAUCAAUUUUGCCUUUCUAGCAUCUUGGGACCCCAUUUCCUAUCGGUUCUUCAUUAGCUUCGCAACUCUGAGCUAUAGCAGUCAAAUUGCUUUUGCUACGUGUAAUCCUUGGAUUUCUUUAUGUUCUUGAUCAAUGAUGUCACAGAAAAACUACUUAUAUAAAUAAUUUUUGCUUAUUGCAGUGUGCAGUUUAGUUUUUUAGGCCAAUUUUUGCUUCCCCAAAGACACAAAAAUAUAUUUAUUAAAUGUUGUUACACUUGUCUGUUAAUAUUUUGUAAACAAUAAAUUAUU
Maniola jurtina (meadow brown) is the source of this 2351-nucleotide messenger RNA. Its product is annotated as LETM1 domain-containing protein 1-like. Gene Ontology annotation, biological process: intracellular monoatomic cation homeostasis. NCBI's taxonomy places the organism in Eukaryota, Metazoa, Arthropoda, Insecta, Lepidoptera, Nymphalidae. Gene Ontology annotation, molecular function: ribosome binding. The transcript has 4 exons. Gene Ontology annotation, cellular component: mitochondrial inner membrane. The coding region runs from base 164 to 1258 and encodes 364 amino acids. The record is from RefSeq and is a predicted model, not a curated record.